Molecule: messenger RNA, 1258 nt
Organism: Candidula unifasciata
Lineage: Eukaryota; Metazoa; Mollusca; Gastropoda; Stylommatophora; Geomitridae
Source: the annotation of a GenBank genome assembly
CGUAUGGGCGAUUGAACAAGGCCAUGCACAUAUAAAUUACAGAAAAUGGUUAACUUACUGGGUGAUCUUCAACACUUUUCCUUUUCUUGAAUAUUUUUUGCUGAACCUCGAGUCUUCAACAUGGAGAAUUUACUGGCUUUGGAAGUGCGCAGUGAUCAUCAUGUGUUUUCUACAUCUGCCCGAAAAUGUAUACGUUCUUCUGAUCAAACCAUUCCUUGAAAACUACCAGGUUCCGAUUGAUAAUCUGCUGACGUCUGCAGCUCAAUCUGCUGAUAAUGGAACGCCAAUUUUUGUGCUGAUAUUUUGUGCCUGUGUGUGGGGAUUUAGGUCUCUCUGCAAUGGACUUGGCUUCCUGUAUCCAGCUUACAUGUCCAUGGUGACUCUUUUGAGCGGACCGGAGAUGGACAAAAUGUACUGGCUGACAUUUUGGGUGGUCUACAGCAGCUACAACAUUGUGGAUUAUAUUCUUGGUGGCCUUCCAUUGUACUAUCUGACAAAGUUCCUUCUUCUUGGAAUCUAUAUGCUGGAGCCACAAAUUCAGAAGGAGAUUUACAUCCUUGGGCAGAAACUCAUCCUGAAACAUAAGCCACUGAGUCGUGCUUACAGAGUAAUCAAACACUUUGUCCAGGCUUUUCUGACUUCUCACCCUGCCUCUAAUGUGGCCAGAGUUCACCAGAUGGAGCGUCCGUCAUCAGGCACUACUUAUGUUUGGAAUCUUGCUGCAAGCAGGAAUAAGAAUACUGCAGUUAAAGGUCAGCAAGCAGUUGUGGAUCCAUCAGAGAUUACCCUUCAGAUGUCAAGUCCUCUGGUACAGGCUGUGAUGGAACUUAAUGUGGAAGUGGAUUUGAUCAAAAAGGCAAUAACACAGAAACUUGCCCAAGAGGGGCCCGGCCAGAACUUCACAAGCGUAGAAGCUCUACUGGAAGCUGUAUUUGAUCUUUCUACAUGCAAGGAGGGAGAUGAGGAUGGCAGUUCAGUGGAUGAAGUGAGCUAUCAAAUUGGAAUGAAAAACCCCUUGCACAUUCCCCAUUCAUUCAACAGUGACAACUAUAGCCAAGUUGUUCCUACGAAGGUCAUUGAAGAAAAUCGGCAGCUAAAGGAACAACGUUUAUGCAAGAUUUGCAUGCUGGAGGAAGUAGAAGUGGUAUUUGUACCAUGCGGCCAUCUUGUAUGUUGUCAUGAUUGCUCCUUUAAGCUGAGCUUAUGUCCUAUCUGCAGAGCUGAGAUAGAGAGCUCCAUGCGAGCAUACAUGUCAUGA